CUGCAGGAAUGUCCACCAGAGCUGCAGCCAGAGAACAACAUCAGAGUCUCAGGAGGAACUAGUACCAACAAGAACAAUAUCAGAGUCUCAGCCCCAGGAGGAACCUAGUACCAACAAGAAAAGCAAACAUGGGUGGAGGAGAAUCAACGCCAGCACCGACACCAACACCCCCACCAAAGAAGGUAAAGUAGAGAGAGACCGUAUGGUGGAUGAUCUGAGGAGCUUUAAACUGAGUGAUCCUGACGUGGGUCAGCUCAGAUGCCUGCUAUAUGGACCAGUCGGUGCAGGAAAGUCCAGCUUCAUCAACUCAGUCAACAAUGUCUUCCAAAAUCGGACAACAAGUGGUGCCCUGGUAGCUGCUGCCUCUGGCUUAAGCUUCACCAUGACAUAUGACACACACUACAUUCAAGGCCGUUCUGGUGAAAAACGUCUUCCCUUUGCAUUCAAUGAUGUCAUGGGUCUGGAAACACAAAAAAACGGGCUGCACCCUGAUGACAUCAUCAAUGCUCUGAAGGGCCAUCUACCAGAGGGCUAUGAGUUCAAUCCUUUCCACCCAUUAUCGGACCAAAAAAAGGAAUUCAUUCAGAAUCCCAGCUUAAGUGACAAAACUCACUGCCUGGUGAGUAUUGUGUCAGCGGACAAAAUCUCUCGCAUGCCAGAGGAUGUCAUAGCCAAGAUGAAGAACAUCAGGGCAGAAGCCAGCAGACUGAAAAUUCCUCAAGUUGUUGUCAUGACCAUGCCAGACAAGGCUUGUGAGCUGGUGAACAAGGAUGUGAAGAGAAUCUUCUACAGCAAGGCGAUCAAAGAGAAGAUGCAGAUCUGCAGUAAUGAGCUAGGCCUUCCCAUGAACUGCAUCCUGCCGGUGAAGAACUACCACGAGGAGGGGAGGAUGGAUAACAACAUGGAUAUCCUGAUACUGAACGCCAUGACUCAGAUUAUGAACUUCGCCAACGACUACCUCUGGAACCUCCAACAACAUGCAAUUCAAAAAUAGAAUGAGUAUUAACAGUGAGCCCUGCAGUUUAAGAUUGGAAUAAAUUGGCCUAAAUAUGUUUUCUGGGGCUCUGUGAGAAAUGUAUUUUGAGUGAGUAUGCAUUUUAGUGUUUCAAGAAAAUCUUUAAAAUAAACUAAGCACUGAUGUGCAUAUAUGCUACUUUUUAACAUCAACACCCAACAGUGUACACUUUUGUUAUAUAAACUAGCAUCCUUCACUGAAUUCUUUAGAUGACAAACGGAUUUUUAACUAUACUUUGUUUUACUGAUAUUGCUGUAACAUUAAUUUCAUGUGACAUUAUUGUUGUAUCAUUUUUGUGUGUAGCUUUUCUGCUUAAGUUGACUUAAUUUCCAGGUAAAUUUUAAGUUAAAUAAAUAAUUUAAAAAAUA
Messenger RNA from Oncorhynchus tshawytscha (Chinook salmon), 1383 nucleotides. Its product is annotated as interferon-induced protein 44-like. The record is from RefSeq and is a predicted model, not a curated record. The coding region runs from base 203 to 994 and encodes 263 amino acids. Lineage: Eukaryota; Metazoa; Chordata; Actinopteri; Salmoniformes; Salmonidae. The transcript has 9 exons.